Messenger RNA from Wyeomyia smithii (pitcher-plant mosquito), 1086 nucleotides. It is a transcript of the gene Prosalpha3, whose product is annotated as proteasome subunit alpha type-4. Gene Ontology annotation, cellular component: proteasome core complex; nucleus; proteasome core complex, alpha-subunit complex. The record is from RefSeq and is a predicted model, not a curated record. Gene Ontology annotation, biological process: ubiquitin-dependent protein catabolic process. Bases 208 to 996 code for a protein of 262 amino acids. Lineage: Eukaryota; Metazoa; Arthropoda; Insecta; Diptera; Culicidae. The transcript is spliced from 5 exons.
CAGACAUUUUUCAAAAACAUCUGGCAUCUCUGCUGCGGUGUCAUACAAGUAGAAGUACAACAAACAGUCUUUCUCAUAGCUCCGUUUUGUAUUAAGAUAAAUAUAAAAAUAGUUUUCGAAUUUUGGUAAACGUAAAAAUUAGUGACUUGCUAAUUCUAAUUUCUUUACACAAGUGUGCCGCUUACAAAAUCUUGCUAAUUAAAUACCAUGGCUCGUCGGUAUGAUUCGAGAACCACUAUUUUUUCUCCAGAGGGUCGUUUGUAUCAAGUUGAGUAUGCCAUGGAAGCUAUUUCCCAUGCUGGAACGUCGCUAGGAAUAUUAGCUAAGGAUGGUAUAUUGUUAGCUGCCGAAAGGAGAAAUACCAAUAAACUAUUAGAUAGUGUUAUUUUCUCUGAAAAAAUCUAUAAGCUGAAUGAUGAUAUGGUUUGCUCAGUAGCUGGUAUCACUUCCGACGCUAACGUAUUAACAAAUUUAUUGCGAGUGAUUGCCCAACGGUACCAACUAAAUUAUGGUGAAGCCAUGCCUUGCGAACAACUAGUGUCACAUUUGUGCGAUGUAAAACAAGCUUAUACACAAUACGGUGGAAAACGUCCAUUUGGGGUAUCCAUUCUAUACAUGGGCUGGGAUAAACAUUAUGGAUAUCAGCUUUAUCAAUCGGAUCCGAGCGGAAACUACGGUGGUUGGAAAGCUACAUGUAUUGGUAACAACUCUGCGGCUGCAGUUUCAGCUCUUAAGCAAGAACUUGGGGAUGCUGAGAUUACAUUGUCACAUGCGCAGGAUCUUGCAGUGAAAAUUCUUUCCAAAACACUUGAUAUGACCAAGUUAACAUCCGAGAAAAUUGAAAUGGCAGUACUAACAAGGGAAAACGAGAAAACAAUAAUUAAAAUUCUCACCAAUACAGAGGUAGAUGCCUUGAUUGCGAAACAUGAAAAGGUUGAAGCUGAGGCGGAAGCAGCAAAGAAAGAAAAGUUAGCCCAGAAAACCGAAAAAUCAUAAGUUUGAAGAAAAAACUAAUACAAUGCGAUGUAAUUUCAUAAUAAUGCUACAAAGCAUGUUUUUUUAAUUAAAACGCUCUAUUCACAUCUA